AUGAACGGAAAAACUAAUCGCAAACGAAAGCGCCAAUCCGUGCACAAGGACGUUAACGAAGCGCUUACACAAUGGUUUACGCAAGCAUGUGCUCAUGGAGCUACAGUCACCGAUCACGUCAUCAGGCAGAAAGCAUCACAACUGGCCGUAAAUCUUGAAGUUGAUUUUGAACCAAGCAAUGGCUGGCUCAUGCGCUGGAAGCAGGCUAAUAACGUUUCGUUCAAAAUAUUUCACGGUUCUGUCAACGAAUGGGUGACAAACGUUUUGCCGCAACUUUUUCGUGGAUAUGAUCCAAAAGAUGUUUGGAACUGUGAUGAAACGGGAAUUUUCUACAAAGCUAUGCCGUCUGGAUCUUUGCGAUUUGCCGGCGGCGAACAGUCAAAUGGGACGAAAGUUCCCAAAGACAGACUCACAAACAUGGACGGCAGUGAAAAGCAAGCUGUAGUUGUUGGUAAGUCGGCAAAACCACGGCAAACAGAUUUUGACGAAUUUAUCAGCUUCGACGACCGUACACAAUGUUAUGGAGAACUGACUGACACGGACAUCACACGUGGUAUAAAAUCGGAUGAUCAAGAUUUUGACGAAGAUGAUGAUGAUGCUGAAAGCGUAAGUUCUGAAGUUUCUGAAAGUGACAAACCAGUGCCAAAUUCUCUGGCUGCAUUGAAUGCGCUUGAAACUCUGACAGCCUACUUUGAAGCAAAAAGCAGUAAUCCUGAUGGCGCAUUGAAAAUGAUUUAG
This is a messenger RNA of Acanthosepion pharaonis, 738 nucleotides long. NCBI's taxonomy places the organism in Eukaryota, Metazoa, Mollusca, Cephalopoda, Sepiida, Sepiidae. The record is from the annotation of a GenBank genome assembly.